Messenger RNA from Dermacentor albipictus, 2855 nucleotides. RefSeq lists its product as uncharacterized. Lineage: Eukaryota; Metazoa; Arthropoda; Arachnida; Ixodida; Ixodidae. The record is from RefSeq and is a predicted model, not a curated record.
UAGCAAAAGCCAAGACAUCGCCGCCCACAACCAGGUGACGCACGGCUGGCAGUUAGUUCUAUCGCGGCGACAGCGAGAGGCUGUCAAGCACAACGACAGGGAAAUGGCUUCCAAUAAGAAUAACAUAAACGGACAGCCAUCAGCAGGCAGCGCGAAAGGAAACAGGCAAGUCGGUCUUCGCAACAUGCGCCUGAGGAAGGGGAAGCUUCUGCCACCAUUACCGAAGAAUGACAUCAAGAUAAUACUGAAGCCCCGAAGGGACCAAUGCUCAAGGAAUGCCUCAGAACAGAAAUAUCACUAGCGAUUAUUCGGGCUACCGGUACGAUAAUCACAGGAAACGGACCGAACCAGCGAGGAAUCACCGGAGAGGAUUUCAUACUGUGAAUCCGAGAGGGAACGAAUAUCAUCAUCGUAUCCAAACCUUCACUGGAAGUGGUGGACGUCAUUCGUCGAAUCGCGUGCAUGGAGCUGUGAGGAAAGCAACGCCCUUUCAACGUGUACGUAGCGGAUCCAGAUGAUAGCUACAAAGGGGUGGUGCAUGAAUUCCCAGCACACACCGAAUCAGCAGAUCUCCAGCAACACCUGUGAGUCAGGACCCAAGGAGUCACCAUCGAAAGGGCCCGAAUGCUAGGAAGCUCAAAUACCGCUCUCCUCACCUUCUCGGGAGGCACGCGCCCCAAAUGCGUGUACUACAUGGGAGUAGAGAUGCGGUGUACGGAGUACAGGCCAACAAUUCAAAUGUGCCUGGAGUGCAUGCCAGAGGGACACCGCUCGGACGGUUGUCCGAACCCCAAGAACAUAUGCCGUGGCUGCGGACUCGAAAAUGCACCCCCACAAGGACACGAAUGUGAAGUGAAGUGCGCCGUGUGCAGGGCGGCGGGGCACGAGACGCGUCGGUGCCCGAACAAACUGAUUGCCGCCACGCGCGAGAAGACGACUCGCCAGUCUCGAUCGCGGGAGUGGUCGGGACAGAACACCAAAAACGCACCGGGGCGCCGGUUCGAGUUGACGGAAGAGGAUGACUUCUACCAGCACCGAUCGAAAUCCAGUUCUCCACGCGGAAGCAGAGCGAAGAAUACCCCCUUGACGGACCCCUCCAGCUCCAGGACUUCGCAGCGGUCGAAUUCGCCACUGCCUAAACAACAGCAGAAACGCAGGCUGUAGCUGGGUGCCGGAUACCCUGAAAGCAUCGACUGCUCUCAACUUGGGCAGAAAGCUUCAUAAAGAGGCAGACUACAUAGCAAAAAGUGAUCUCGCUAAAGCCCGUUGUCGCCAGACAACGGCCCGGCUGAUCGAAUCCCAUGGCCUCUGACCUCUUCAAACGCACUGCAGCCAACGGAAUGAACCCACCAGCAAGACUACGCAAUACCAGUUCCGACCCUUUUCGUGUGGCAUCGUACUGCCUUGCCGUGUUCGGCAUCCACGUAGAAGACACGAGCACCUAUGUGGUCUCACUACCCAUGCGAGUGCUGAACACAUUCCUCUCGGCUCUCACCAUCCUGAUGACGAACCUGUUUCUCCUGGAGCACUUGGUGAGCUACCUGCACGGUCUCUCAGGUUGGGUGUACGCCAAGUGGCUGAUGGCCGCCAUCAGUGCGGCGCUCACAGCAACCACCGUCAUCGGCAAGGCGUCGAGCGUCAGGCAGGUGGCAGCCUUCUACCGGACAAACUUCAUACCGUGGCGGACUCGAGCCAAGACCAUGGCUCGCGUCAAGUCCACCCUGGUCAUUCUGGUAGUAUGGGCCUUCAUUCUCGCCAACGCUUUCGACUUUGCCGUCAACGGUAUUGAGGAGGACGACAAGAUAUACGCCUUCUUCUCUCGUUCGCCGCUGGUCAACGGAACGUUCACGCCGGACCGGGACCCUAUCAGGACCGGCUUCUUGCGCCUAGAUGCCUUCAUUCGUUGGUUCUUCAUGCUGGGUCCGACGUGCUUUGGAAUCUUCGUGUACAGCUUCAUGGCGGAGCUGGCGGCCGGGAACAUGGACCACCUGAAGCACUACAUUCUGACGCUCAAGCACUCGGACCACGACGACCCGGCCGAGGCUGUGCGCCAGAUACGAGACCUGUACUUCCACCAGGUCAGCUCGGCGCAGGAGCUAGACUCGGCGUUCAGCGGCCUCGUGCUGCUCUGGUACUCAAUGUGCUCCGUCUUCACGUUCGCCAACAUCCGCGGCGCCUACCUCGGCGAGUUCCCGCCCCUGGGCGGCCGUGCCGUGUUCGUCGUCCUUCUCGAAGCGUUCCCACUCUACUGCGUCUUCGUCGGCAUCACGAUGGCCGCCUCGGACUUCCACGACGCGACGAUGGAGGUGCUUACGCAGAUUGAGGCAUUCACGGCCAUCUUGGGCAAGCGCUAUCAGCUACAACAGACCACAUUUUUCCUUGCCAACAUGUGCAUCGCCUCUGUCGGCCUGAACCCGCCGCAACUGACAGUGGGCCGCCUGUUCCCCAUCCGCCGCCUGCUGCUCGCAGUCCUCGUGUUGCUGUUCGUCGCCGCCGCCUUGGUCUCCGCACGGAUGGCACGCAGUAGGGAUGACACGGAGUAGGCACGCUGCGCUGUUGUCGCUGCUGUGGGUAGUUAUAGCAAGCUGCGCCUUCAUCAAAGCCACUCAUCGCCGCCAGUUCUGUGGAAGAUAGGACUGAGACUCCAGUAUCUGACAUCACGAAUACGUUAUCUCUUUAGGAACAACGGAGCUUAUGCGAUCGACAAUGAUUCCGUGCAAGUACUAUUACGUACUUUUGUGCUAUAAGCAUGACCAUGAUUGUAACUCUAAGAAAAGGCAUCACGACGCGCCGCGGUUUCUUAGUGGCUUUGGCGUUACGCUGCUAAGAUAGAAUAAACUUUAUUUUCCAACGGA